Megachile rotundata (alfalfa leafcutting bee) is the source of this 2096-nucleotide messenger RNA. RefSeq names its product S-phase kinase-associated protein 2 (gene Skp2). Gene Ontology annotation, molecular function: protein binding. Gene Ontology annotation, cellular component: SCF ubiquitin ligase complex. The record is from RefSeq and is a predicted model, not a curated record. Gene Ontology annotation, biological process: SCF-dependent proteasomal ubiquitin-dependent protein catabolic process. NCBI's taxonomy places the organism in Eukaryota, Metazoa, Arthropoda, Insecta, Hymenoptera, Megachilidae.
UAAGUGGAUUAAUUGGAAAAAGAAAAGUACUAUUUUUAAGAAAAGUAGAAAAAUAAGUAAAGAAAUUGAUCGUUUUAUCGGUAAAAUAGCAGAAAUGAUAAUCGGUAGUAGUAGUAGUGCAAUAGGUAAUCGUGGAAAGCACAGUAGCGCCGAUGUUUUGGUUAGGUUCGCUACGCGGACGAACGAAAUGAUCUCUAACUUUCCCGCCACCUCGAAAUACUCGAAUGGCCAGCCAAUUGGAAGCGAGAUUUGGAAAGAUUGAGCAAUUGGAACUCGCCACUAGCGAUUGUUUUUCGACCGUACGACCAUUGGCGAUUGAAAAAAGGGUAUCACGACGAUAUUCCGCCAAAAAUGAAUUCCGGCGUGGCGGAGCACACGAGACUCGGCGACGAUUUCCUCGAGAAUUCCGAAGAAUUUUCCCCGCCUAAAAGCAAACGAUUACGCCUAGACGACACCUGCAAUAACAAUUUGAAUAGUACUUUGAAUAGCGCGUCUAAAAAUAAUGCCAAUUGGUCUUGUUCCGGCGAUGGAACUCUCGUUGAACCAGAAAUUUUAGAAGAUAUGGGUGUUAGCAUGUUAGAAGAUGAAGCUACGAGUUGCAAAAGAGCAAAAAAUACACGAUCCAUAAAAUGCGCGUCACCUGCUAGUUCCAAUAGUAGUAAACAAUGUGAUAAAACUAAUAGUUUCGAUGGUCAAGAAAGCAUUCUUAGAGGUUCAAGCUUUGAUACAGUUAUCAUGGAUAGAUUAGAUCAAGAUCCCUACGAAUCGGAUGAGCCAACAACGUAUUCGAUCAUGAGAAACGAAUCUGGCUAUUCCUCUAGGACAGAGAUAGACAAUUUUAUCAAUACGAAAGAGACUUUUUGCAAAGACGAUCUUAACGUUUCUUCGGAAAAAAGUAGUUUCGAGCAGUUUUGUCUCUAUAGAAGAAAAAGAAAGUCUUCGGUUGUCGGCGAGGAUAAGUUUAAUAAAUUGUCCGACGAGAUGAUUCUAAUGAUAUUAAAAUGGCUCCCCAAAAAAUGCCUGGUGCGCUCCAUGUUGGUUUGCAAACGAUGGUGCCAGAUAGCACGAGACGAAGCGUUAUGGAGUAGAUUGGAUUUGGGUGGUAAAGUGUUGAACGAAGGCACGUUGGGACAUAUAUUACCACGUGGUGUUCAAAUACUUCGACUUGCUCAAGCAGAGAUCGCGGAUCCGGUGUUUCUUCAAAAUAGUCAAGUUCUCACCGACAAUUACAUUAGCAAAUUACAAUAUUUGGAUCUCUCGAUGGCAGUGAUUUCUCCGGAUGGAUUAGCUAUGUUAUUGUCCGUUUGUAAAUAUCUUAAAAAGUUAUCCUUAGAAAAAUGUUUAGUAAACAGAUCGUGUUGUAAGGCUAUCGGUGAAAAUAAUGAUCUAGAAAUAUUAAAUUUAACAAUGUGCGAAGGUAUGGAUGUCGAGUGUAUCAAAGAUAUAACGAAACUUAAGAACUUGAAUGCUGUUAAUGUGGCAUGGUGUGGUUUAGAUGCCAAGGCUAUGACUCUACUCUGUAAAUCUUUACCCUCGUCCAUCACGCGUUUGAACAUAGCCGGAUGUAGAAAGACAAUGACAGACGAUAAUGUUAAAGACUUGGUAAAAAGUUGUCCAGAUAUGGUGGAAUUAGACUUGAGCGAUUGCACUAUGCUUACAAUGAGCACUGUUCGUUGUAUAUUAGACCUAUCAAAAUUAGAACAUCUAUCGCUAAGUCGCUGUUACGGCAUACCUCCAUCUGCAUAUGUAAAAUUAGCGUAUAUGCCAUCUUUGUUAUAUUUGGAUGUCUUUGGUUUAAUACCCGAGCCGGUACAGAAAACUUUACAAGUUACCUGCGGUGAAACUCAACUUAACAAGUUCCUAUAUAGUUCCGUUGCGAGACCAACGGUUGGUGUCCGAAGAACGAGUAUCUGGGGGCUUCGCGUUAGAGAUUAAAAUAUGCGUUCUAUUUCUCUUUCGCGUGAAGAAUAGUGCUAAAGAUCAAGUAAAAACCAAAGUAAAACUGAGAUGUACGUGUGCCUUUCAGCAAACUGUCUUCUUACCAAGAGACUGAUUUUACAAUACUAUUGAAAUAAAAUUAAAGCAAUAUACUACUA